Molecule: messenger RNA, 432 nt
Organism: Andrographis paniculata
Lineage: Eukaryota; Viridiplantae; Streptophyta; Magnoliopsida; Lamiales; Acanthaceae
Product: NAD(P)H-quinone oxidoreductase subunit K, chloroplastic-like
Exons: 1
Coding region: 1-432 (143 amino acids)
Biological process (GO): electron transport coupled proton transport; aerobic respiration
Molecular function (GO): quinone binding; 4 iron, 4 sulfur cluster binding; NADH dehydrogenase (ubiquinone) activity
Source: RefSeq, a predicted model, not a curated record
AUGAAAAUGGCCCCCUCCUUAGUGAGAUUAUAUGAGCAAAUGCCCGAUCCAAAAUAUGUUAUUGCUAUGGGGGCCUGUACAAUUACAGGAGGGAUGUUCAGUACCGAUUCUUAUAGUACUGUUCGGGGAGUCGAUAAGCUAAUUCCUGUGGAUAUCUAUUUGCCGGGUUGUCCCCCUAAACCAGAAGCAGUUAUAGAUGCUAUAACGAAACUUCGGAAGAAAAUGUCUCGAGAAAUCUAUGACAAUCAAAUUAGGCCUCAACAAGUAAAUCGGUGUUUUACGACCAAUCACAAGUUUCAUGGUGCACGCAGUAUGAAUACUGGAAAUUAUGAUCAAGGCUUCCUCUAUCAACCCCCAUCUACUUCAGAGAUCCCUACUGAAAUCUUUUUCAAAUAUAAAAGUUCAGUAUCUUCUCACGAAUUUGUGAAUUAG